AUGGGGAUAUCUUGUCAUCAAGUCACUGCAUUGGACCUUGGUGCAUGUGGAGUUCAUCCCAAAAGGAUUGAAGAGAUUGCUUCAAUGUCUGAUUAUGUGAAGCCAUUGAUGGAUUUCAUGGCCUCCCUAUCUGAUGAAGAAAAGUUUGCGUUGGUUGGCCACAGUUAUGGUGGCCUAUGCAUUUCUCUUGCCAUGCAGAGUUUUCCUCGAAAGAUUUCAGUGGCUGUUUUUGUUUCAGCAUAUUUGCCCCAUUUCAAAGAACCGCCAGUAGUUUUUAUUCAAGAGGUGGUCAAUGAGAACUAUUUGAAGAGAACCCCAAUGGAGGCUGUUAUGGGCGGCAAGUUUACAUUUGAUCAAGGUGAUGGAAAUCUGCCAAACUCAGUUGUCCUUGGUUCAGAUUACAUUGCAAAAAUGUAUCAACCCUGUGCAAUAGAGGACAUAGAAUUAGCAAAGAUGUUGGUCAGACCACAUCCUUUCUUUAUAGAGGACAUGGCAAAGGAAUCUUUGCUAACAGAAGAAAAGUAUGGUUCAAUUAAAAGGGACUUUGUGCUCUGCGAAGAUGACCAAGUUGUUGGGGAAAGAAUUUCAGAGGUUUAUGAUCGAACAUAG
This is a messenger RNA of Coffea arabica (coffee), 609 nucleotides long. Its product is annotated as methylesterase 10-like. NCBI's taxonomy places the organism in Eukaryota, Viridiplantae, Streptophyta, Magnoliopsida, Gentianales, Rubiaceae. The record is from RefSeq and is a predicted model, not a curated record. Gene Ontology annotation, molecular function: methyl jasmonate esterase activity; methyl indole-3-acetate esterase activity; methyl salicylate esterase activity. Gene Ontology annotation, biological process: salicylic acid metabolic process; jasmonic acid metabolic process.